GCCUCUUCUAGAAGCAAUGUCGUCGAUCCACCUGAGUCAGCUACUUCUAGCCCGAGGGUAACCGAAAUCCACGACAACAGGGAGGCGGGCAGUGGUAGUACUACUAGUCCAAGAGGAGCUAGUACACCUGAGGGGGCGACCAAGAGUAAGGACAAGAACAAGGAGGCAGUUACUACCAGGCCAAGAGUAAACCUAAACGGCGAGAAAGCUACUACCUCCGAUACGAACAACAACAACAACAACAUCAAGGAAGCUGGAGGAAAGAUGUAUCUAGAAGCAAAAGAAAUAGACUUGUUAGACUUAGAGUUAGACGAGUUAGAAGGAGAUUGGUCCGCAACAAAGAGCAAUAGCAACACAGGCGCAGCGGAGAUGUUCGCCAAACUUGUUGCCUUGGAUAACGAUGACGAUGAGGCCCUUUUCGAUGGACGAAGAUUUCGCGCUGGUGGCCGUUUUGCUUUACGGCUCAUAAUCAUUUAUCUUGAAGACUACAGCUGCGCGCUGCGUAUCUAUGGCCACUUCUAGGGACGGCGCUUUCAGGGAUAGGAUACACACAUAUGUAUAUUCUGCGCCGCCGGGCUAGCAUUUUUGCGGCGCAGAGAGCGCCGUUCUCUGACAAUGUCUAGAGACGGGACGGCUACAGGAAGAAGCGUGCACAGUGCUCGUGAAAGGAUGCCGGGCCGCGUUUGGACAAGUUGACCACAUUUCGCGCCAUUGGUCACGAAUUGUGGUCAACUUGUCCAAGACCGUGGCGGUGGCGGAGUCGCUGCUGUUGGUCCUUGGCCACGCUUUGAGUGAAAUGAGGGGCAUGAGCAGACCACAUUUCUGCGCGCGCGAAGUAAGGGCAAACCGUUGGACAAGUUGACCAGAUUCCAGGUCCACGUCACGAAAUAUGGUCAACUUGUCCAAAAGUUAGGGGGCGUUGCUGCGCCGGCCUGUGUUGCCAAUGCGGGGGCUAGCAGGCUCUCAUGAGCACACUGCGGGAGGCGACACAGAAGGCGCUGGCAGUGCUUGGCCGAUGUUUGGACAAGUUGACCAUAUUUCGCGGCAAGUGCCCCGAAAUAUGGUCAACUUGUCCAGGACAGUUGCUUGGCCAAGUUGAACGCCUAGUGGGGCGCUGAAGAAGAUCCCAAAAAUCCUUUCUAAGCGAAGCCCUUAAGAGACCCCUCUUAUAAGAGGAUCCUCUUAAGAGAGGGCGUUUAGGCGAAGCCUUUAAGAGGAUUCUCUUAAGAGAGGUCCUCUGAGAGAGCCUUUCGAAGAGAGUUCUUUACAAGAUUCUUUUAAAGGAAUUUUCUAGAAAAUAUCUCUAGAAAAAGUUUCUAAGGCAUUUCUUUAAGAAGCGGCUUCUGCUUAAGUUGUUUUUUCUAGAAAAUUUUUGUAACGAAAGGUGAACUCAUAAUUAUAAUUAUCAGUCUCUCCUUUAACCUAUCUCUCUCUCCUUGUUUACAACUUCUUGGAGCUUGAGAGCAAAUACAGCGUUUCUCUUGUUAGUAUGCUUCUUGGAGUCCUCUGACUCAGAGACAUCUGUGAGCGACGUAAGAGAUGAGUAUAGAAAGUCUGUGAGCGCUAAUUCCUGCCGCUCUUUCAUGGAUAGUAGAGACCCUAGUAACCUACACGGAGCGCUUUACGAAACACCUCGAACAGUGUUAAGGCUCAUAAUGUUUUUUUUUCCGCGGACGCAGUCGUCACAGCAAGUUGUAGCAACUUGUGUGUCUCGAUUUCCUUCAAGCAGAAACCUGCCUCUCGAAAGUUCUGAGACUACAUGAUUAUGAUCAUGAUGAUCUUCGUAAAAUAAGAUGAACUACUAGUCUAUCCAUAUUCGAAGGAUGAAAUUCCUUAUCCUUGAUAUCGAGAGUUGCUUAAUACGCUUAUGAAUGCAUAUGGUGCUCUAACAAUGGUCAACAUUUUUGGUGGGAACAUCUCCUCGCACAGCAGCUUCGGAGGAGGAUGCAGCAGUUGAGGGCUCAGGUCAGAACGGCACAACUUCCAAGAAGGGAGAUAGUUUAUUCCUUGACGACGUAUUUGCCGAUGCUUUGGCCUUCACUGCCGAACAUUAAGGGUAACUUUUUUUAGGUGUUCGUGUUUUUACCGUUUGUUUUGCCUCUCUCUCUCCUGAGGCUUCUCCCGGACGAGAGAAAAGCAAAAAAACGGGGCAGACGGGUAACAGAAACACAAAAAGGCUACGUCUAAGAUCAAGUUGCUGCCUCGAAGUCGCAAAAACCUGCUGCUCUAAAAGCAGAGUCCUCCACUUUUAAGGCUUCUACCGCUGGUGCAUCUUAGUCUUUCUGUCUAGGACUGUAGGACAAGAACCUCGACAGGGCAAGUACAGAAGAAGGAGCAAUAUAUUAAGUACAAAACAAUGAAUAUAUUAACAAGAGGGCGGGUCCGGUCGUGGAACUACAAGAACCACUUUGAUCAAAUUUUUAGACCGCACCCACUCUCUCACGAGUCUACUAGUAUCAUAUGUCGCACAGGAGCACAGGGACGAUGUAGAUCGACGCAGCAGCUACGGAGGUGUGCCACCCUAACUUCUAAUUACCCUAUAUUAAAAGUGGCUGCUCUCUUGAUAAAAGUGGCUGCUCUCUUGAUAAAAGUGGCCCCUCUACUACUGUGUCUUCGUUAUCUGUCUAGUUGUUAACCGAUAAUGCCCAGCGCAGCGCGUGCUUGCUAUACUAUAGUAGACUCCUGCUCCUGGCGUCAUCAUCAAUAUUUAUACAGGAGCCCAGGGACGAUGUAGAUGGACUAGCAAGGGACGAUGUAGAUAGGCGGGGUCUACUAAUUCUUCCCCAUCCUCGUACUAAUUCGUCUUGGGCUUUGCCGUCUUGGACUGAUUUUUUCGCGCCACUCAGCGGGGCUCUCUCCACAUUCGAAGUGGACGCCGACUCUACUUAAGGGUAGGCUAUACUAGGUGCUUUUGUUACCGUUUGUUAUGGCUCUCCUAAGGGGGCAGGAGCCAUAACAAGCGGGAUAAACGAACACCAAAACAAGCCUACCUCUAAUCUACAACGCACGAUCUAUUCGAGACUGGUAACUUCACCUCCCAUGACACCCUGGAAACUGUAGCUGGCACAGCAAAAGCAAGCCCCAUAAAAAGCUUAGCAGAAGCGGGAUCAACUUUCGUCCCUACAACAGUUACGGUGUUGUUGACCUAGAAGAAGGUGUUGUUGUUGACCUAGAAGUUGCAUCGUAAUCGUACCUUCGACGUCGAAGGGCGAGACGCGCAUGGAUUUAUUUUAAUGACCCACCCUUGUUUUUUUCGUCAACCAAGAAAGGGGAAAAUGAUAUAGACAUCGAUUAAUGUUGGAUAGACUUAAUAGAGUUGGAGUUUUCAGACAUGCGACUGUGAGAAAACUCCAACUAGUACAUCUACAACUUACAACCGCUGAACCUAAAGUAGAAGCAGGACCUCACUCUCAGCCUCACAUAAUAUGAAAAUCGUAGAUACUUCUACAACUUCUCUUAACAUAUUACUUCUCCUUUUACUUUUGGACAUGAUCCGCUAUUCCAUGAUUUACUCUUAACAAACUUCUGCUUCUCUUAAGAACAUCAUCUAAUCUGCCUAGAAAUGGGACAACUGCUGCGUCUUUUACGCAGAUUGCUUUUGGCACUAGAAGAGGGGAAGAAGACCCCUGGCCUGGACACCCUGACGAAGCGGAUCUGAUUAGGGGGAGAAAGAGAUGUAGCCUUUUCAUCUCUCUAUCUUAUAUUUUCUGGUUUUUGUUUUUUUUCGGUAGGUGCUCUGGGACAAUUUUUAAGGAGAGACGAAAGUAAGAGCGAGAGGUUGAUGGAAGUAAAACUUAUAUUUUUUUUAUAGAAACUUUUUAUAGAGCCAUUGCCAUAGCCUCAGACUUCCAUUGACUUACCCUCAGACUUGUUAGAACUAGACGUUGCUGAGUUUUCAAAUCAGCUCACUUCGUCUAGUUCUAAAUUCUUUAGCGGCCUCGUUUAGUCACCUGGUGACCUUCUCUCCACGACCUAGACUAGUGCUCCGGCUCAAUGAUAUACUUCCAUUCAUUUAUCCUUUAAAGAAUUUAGAACUAGACGAAGUGAGCUGAUUUGAAAACUCAGCAACGUCUAGUUCUAAAUUCUUUAAGGGUUGCUGCAACUGCAAGAAGUUGCUGAGAGUCAAUACCUAUGAGAACCUUUGUAGAUAAUGUCAAGGAGGAAGUUGUAAUGAUAAAAGGGCUUAGCCUCACUCAGGCUUAGCCUCAGACUUAGUCUCACUUACCAUUAAUGCAAUAUUAGAAGUUCGUAGAAGUGUAAAAAAUAGCUAAUGUUAACGGGAUCACGCAAUGCAAAGGAACAGAGAGUGACCAUCUAAGUAGACGCGUUAGUGAUGAUUUUGGCUCUUCAGUAGCCAACUAUGUCUGCUAGUUUUUCUAGUGGGCCCACACCUAACCUAACCUAGCCAUAGAGUCUAAUUUUUACUUUCCCGAAGCUGCGUGCUUGCUACGACUUAGCGCCGAAAUACACCCGGAAGAUUAAGGCUGCAUCGCCGAUGGUUCUGUGUGUAAUGUACAAAGUUAUAGCUAGCUAUUUUUAACUACCAUAUCUUUCAUUUACAAGGUCCAGCGACGCUCAAAGCACUAAGUAAAGCAACCGGCUAGCUUCGCCGCUUAUCCUAGGUGUAUCACUUCACUUGCUCCGGAUCAUUCUUCUCGUAUAUGCUGAUCAUUCUGCUUCCGGCCUUAGAUUUGUUCUGUAAUGAUCUUGUAUAAUAUUUGUAUAAUUGUUAUUGAAUAGUUUGACUCUGUUCUUCCUUGGUGAAAGCUACUGAGAUGUUGAGAACGAACCCAUGCCCAUAUGCAUACAACUUAGAGUUGCCUGAGAACAGCCGUAUAGUUCUUUAUUUGAUCAGACUAAGAACAGCACCCCACGGUCGGAUUCUCUAUAAGAGACGAUAGAGGUCACCCUGUGGAAGACGACUCAACCCCGAUCCUAUCGUAUCCUACACUAUUCUGUUCUAUAAUCCCAUCCGAUGCUUCUAGUAUCCUAUCCAUUUUCGCUAUUAGAGUCAUACAUCUAAGAAGAGACGGACGGAAGGACUACAUUUAAAGCGGCAGAGGGUAUCUCGUCAAAGGAUGACGAGGGAGGAAAAUGGGGCAUCUCAUGG
Messenger RNA from Amoebophrya sp. A25, 5110 nucleotides. NCBI's taxonomy places the organism in Eukaryota, Dinophyceae, Syndiniales, Amoebophryaceae. The record is from the annotation of a GenBank genome assembly.